Messenger RNA from Elaeis guineensis (African oil palm), 1866 nucleotides. The record is from RefSeq and is a predicted model, not a curated record. NCBI's taxonomy places the organism in Eukaryota, Viridiplantae, Streptophyta, Magnoliopsida, Arecales, Arecaceae.
GUGUGAGAGCGGCACCAUCCACGCGCCGGACAGCGAGCGCGGGCGUAUUUACAAUUAGAUCCCUGGGUCGGGUCUUGUCUACAAAAAGGUGCCCUCCUCCCCUUCUUUCCAACAGCAAAGGGGCAAAAGGGAGCGGAGAUCCUUUGCGGAUACCCCCCUCGAAAUAUCUUCCCUUUACGUUUUAGUCUCUCGUCCUCUUCCGCCGCGACCGCCGAGAUGGGCUCGGAGCUUAUCUAUCGAGGCCAUGAUCACCAGCCCCAGGAGGGCGCCGGCGGGUACUCGCCGAAGCCCCUGAAGCAGUGGUGGUGGAUCUCGAGGCCACUCCGCUACCUCCUCCGCGAGCAAAGGCUCCUCUUUGUGCUCGUCGGAAUGGCCCUAGCCACCCUCGUCGUCUUCCUUCUACCCCGGGCUUCACCGGCCGCGGGAUCCGCCAUCGGAGCCCACCUCAUGGUCGACCUUGCCCGUCGCUCCACCGCCGCCGUCGGCGGCGGAGGGCACUACAGCCACCGGACGGCGCUCCCGGCGAGAGGAUUUGUCGGGGGGAAGGUGCCGCUGGGGCUGAAGCGGAAGGGUCUGAGGAUCGUGGUGACCGGCGGUGCGGGAUUCGUCGGGAGUCAUCUCGUGGACCGUCUGAUUGCUCGCGGGGACAGCGUAAUCGUGGUGGAUAACUUCUUCACCGGGAGGAAGGAGAAUGUGAUGCACCACUUCGGAAACCCUAACUUCGAGCUCAUCCGCCAUGAUGUCGUGGAGCCGCUCCUCCUCGAGGUCGACCAGAUCUACCACCUCGCCUGCCCGGCUUCUCCCGUCCACUACAAGUUCAAUCCCGUCAAGACUAUCAAGACCAACGUAGUCGGAACUCUCAACAUGCUCGGCCUCGCCAAGAGGGUCGGCGCCCGUUUCCUUCUCACCAGCACCAGCGAAGUCUAUGGCGACCCUCUCCAACACCCCCAGGUUGAGACCUAUUGGGGCAAUGUCAAUCCCAUUGGUGUUCGGAGCUGCUACGACGAGGGCAAGCGUACGGCCGAGACUUUGACCAUGGACUACCAUCGCGGUGCCCAAGUUGAGGUGAGGAUUGCUCGGAUCUUUAACACAUACGGGCCUCGCAUGUGCAUCGACGAUGGCCGAGUCGUCAGCAACUUCGUGGCCCAGGCGCUGAGGAAGGAGCCAAUGACGGUAUACGGGGAUGGGAAGCAAACCAGAAGUUUCCAGUACGUCUCAGAUCUGGUCGAGGGGUUGAUGAGGUUGAUGGAAGGGGAGCACGUUGGGCCAUUCAACCUUGGGAAUCCUGGUGAAUUCACAAUGCUCGAGCUCGCCAAGGUGGUGCAAGAGACAAUUGACCCCAAUGCCCGGAUCGAGUUCCGGCCCAACACCGAGGAUGACCCCCACAAGCGCAAGCCUGACAUCAACAGGGCGAAGGAACAGCUUGGCUGGGAGCCUAAGAUCGCCCUCCGCCAGGGCCUUCCUCUCAUGGUCUCUGACUUCCGCAAGCGAAUCUUUGGCGACCACACGGGCUCUGAUGCCACCACCACUGGAACCGGCACUGCUUGAGAAUCUUCUCUCUCCAUUUCAUUAGUCAAUUGAGGAUCUGAUCCAUGAUACACUCCAAGAAAGAAUAGGAGAGAGAUCAGUUCCAUUUACAUUUAUAUUCUUGAUGACCUGGCUUAUUGUUCCUCUAUUUUUAGCCCUUUUAUCUACUACCGCUGCAGGUUGAGGAGAGCCAACUGCAGAAUAGUAGUUUCAGAACCUUUCAUUAGCAUAUUCUUCUCUCCCAUUUUUAAGUAAUUUUUCUCUUUGAAUGUUGAAGCAGGUAUUCCUAGUUACUUGUUAUUGCGUUAUAAAUAUAGAUGUUUUGUUUCUUUCACGGAA